UGCAAAUCUGAAAGAAGUUGAGAAGAGUAUUGAAAUCGAUGAAUCCUAGUAUAAUAAUGGCCUUUAGUAAAAAGAGUCAAAAGAAGACCUACAUUUCAACAUUCAGGUUUGACCUGAAGUCUUCAGCAGCAUUGCAGACUCCAGUGGAUGUGUCGAGGAGAACAGAGAAUGGAUUCAAACCAUUGAACAGAGAGCAGAGCUGUCAGGAAUCAGGUGCAGUAGCUGAGUUUUUGGAUCCCCAGCAGCAGGUUGUGGUUUGUGUUGGAGGAACCGCUCGACUGCACUGCCGUUUCAGAAGCUCUGGACCUGUGGCUUCCUGCUGGAUUCAUGACAGUGAAAAGGUUGUGUUAGAAGGACCGCGAGUGUGUGUGACGAACACCAGCAGUAGCAGCACCCUUGUUCUCUCUAAAGUUCUUCCUGUAGAUGUGGGAAGUUAUUCUCUUUUUGUUUGUAACCGAGGAGGCAUUGCUCACUGGACCAUAAGCCUCAGAGUUAUAGAUCGUCCAGACCCUCCAGCCUCGUGUCCGUUCGUGUCACAGCUGACCCACACGUCUCUGGUUCUGUCCUGGUCUGGGCCGUGUUUUGACGGAGGUUCUGCCAUCACAGGUUACAUGGUGGAGUUUCAGAGGCUGGACCGAUCCAAACCCGGUGACUGGACUGAACUCAUUAACCAUUGUCUGAACACCUCAUACCGGGUCCACUUUGGUCUUGACCCGCAGGGACAGUAUCUCUUCAGAGUACGAGCCUAUAACACAGCGGGAGUCAGUGAUCCCAGUGAGGAGUCAGACUGCAUUGAGAUGAACACUGCAGGUGAGCCACAACAGGAAGUGACCUCAUGUGUGGAGGUUGUGUCUGACACCACAAACAAAGCCAGGGAUCAUUAUCACGUCCAUGAAAAACUAGGAGUGGGGAAGUUUGGGGAGGUGUACAAGAUGACCCAUAAGCAGACGGGUCGGGUGUGUGCUGGGAAAUUCUACCGGGCCCGUGUCUCCAGAGAGAAAACCGCAGCGCGUCAAGAAAUCAAACUGAUGAAAGAAAUACACCACCCGAAGCUGGUGCAGUGUCUCGCAGCCUACGACACCCCGUCUGAGAUUGUCAUGAUUAUGGAGUAUAUUGCAGGUGGGGAGUUGUUUGAACGGAUCGUAGAUGAAAAUUUCGAGCACACAGAACCCAACAGUGUGAACUACAUGCGUCAGAUCCUGGAAGGAGUCCAGUAUAUUCAUAGUAAACGCAUUGUUCACCUCGACCUGAAACCAGAGAACAUUGUCUGUGUGAACAGCGCUGGGACACUCAUCAAGAUCAUUGACUUCGGAUUGGCCAGCAAACUGGAGCCCGGUAAACAUCUGAUGGUGUUGCAUGGGACUCCAGAGUUUGUGGCCCCAGAGGUAGUCAAUUAUGAGCCUGUAGAUCUCUCCGCUGACAUGUGGAGCAUUGGCGUCAUCUGCUACAUCCUACUGAGUGGCGAGUCUCCAUUCCAGGGAAACAGCGAUGCCGAAACCUUAGCUCUGGUUACUGCAGGGGAAUGUGAUUUUAACCCUGAGGGUUUUGAUGACAUCACUGAUGAAGCCAAAGAUUUCAUCUGCAGUCUCCUGAGGAAGGAUCAGAGAACAAGACUAUCAUGUGAGGAAGCAUUGGCUCAUCCCUGGAUCGCUUUAUUUGAGGACUCGAACUCCAGAUCAAAUAAAUCCCUUAACAAAGACAAGAUAAGAAGGUUCCUGGCCCGACAGAAAUGGAAGAAAACCGGUAAAGCCCUGCUUGCGCUGAAAAGGAUGGUUCGCUGCAGCAAAUCUGAUGCACUGCAUUCUCCCAUUUCUGUAGAUGUGAAUGCUCUGGGGAAAGAAGCCGAACAAACUGUGGCAUCUCUGGAAAAACAGUUGUGGAGUGAACCACGUUUCUAUCGAGCCCUGCAUGACGUCACGGAGAGCUGCGGAGCCACGGUGCACCUGGCCUGUACCAUACAAGGAUAUCCUUACCCUGAUGUGGUCUGGCUGUUUGAUGAUGCACCGCUGGAGAAGACCGGACGCGUUCAGCUGAAUUAUGAUCAGAACGGCACUUGCACACUCACCCUUGCUCAAGUACAACCAGGGGAUUCUGGGAUUUACAAAUGCUGUGCGUCCAACAGCCUUGGGCAGGCACGGUGUUCAGCCAGACUCACCGUGCAGCUCCAGAAGAUCUAAUCAAUGAUGUUGUGUGUGAAGAAAAUGGAUGAUUUCUGAAGUGAAACCCAAUGUUUGGAACAAUGUACAAAAAUGAUGCUGAAAAAAAGUGCUUUUAAACGAUCCACAUGUGUGAUGUCACUAGAAGCUGUUGUAAUUCACAAUUUCUGAAUUGUUCUUUUUGUUAGUCUUAAAGUCACCAUUUGCUUCACAAUCUUAUUGUUAGCUUCAAGUUUAAUUUUAUCACUUUCCCUGGUUUGAACGUUUUUAGCCACUUACGAAUUAAGAUUGAGCAAGGGUUUUUUUUUUUUUUUUUUUUUUUUUUUUUUCAGCACUUGGGCAUGAAUUGAUUUCUGCUUAAUUUAAGACCAAUACAUUUUUAAAAAGUAACAUUUGUUGUACAUUCAU
Messenger RNA from Carassius carassius (crucian carp), 2564 nucleotides. RefSeq names its product myosin light chain kinase, smooth muscle-like. Lineage: Eukaryota; Metazoa; Chordata; Actinopteri; Cypriniformes; Cyprinidae. Gene Ontology annotation, biological process: protein phosphorylation. Gene Ontology annotation, molecular function: protein binding; ATP binding; protein kinase activity. The record is from RefSeq and is a predicted model, not a curated record. Bases 39 to 2177 code for a protein of 712 amino acids. The transcript is spliced from 13 exons.